ACCCGUAUUUUAAAUCUCGGAAGUGUGGUUGUUUACGGAAUCUAGACGACUGCUAAAGCUCCAUAUAACGUUAGACAACAGCUUAACUAAGACAGUAUUUGUGCUGCCAAACCCAGCUUUAACUAAACACAAGGCAUAUGCAUGUUGAAUAUUGUUUUUUCAUGGUUUUGAUGAUUUCCUCUCGGAUAGUGGUCGUAAUCGGUAACGUUAAUGCUAACUGAAUCAAAACUAGUGCAGAUAGGUAGGUGGCUAACACCGACAGAUUUGCUGUGAUGGAAAUAAUUAAACGAUAGAUGUGGACAAAGAUAUAUGUGUACAGCAGUUGAACGUGAAUUACACUGAGAACCAUUUCUGAGAAAUUUACACAGUUAGCGUUAUUGACCAAUAAAUAUCACUGCUUUAAAAGUGGCAGUCGAAAGCUGCCUUCAUUUUUUUUACUAGAAAUAAUAGACUGUUCAGGGUUAUCACGAAUUUUUAGCACAAUGGCCGAGACUAUAGUAACGUUUCAGUCCCAACUUUCUGGUGUAAUGGAGACAGUGUUCAAGGCUGCCAUGUUUGAGAUCACCCGGCUGGUGGAGGAUAGUUUUUUGGAAGAGGUAACACGGUGCAGAGAGCAAGUCGAAUCUCUGAAGAGGCGACUGAAGUGGUCGGAGAACCGGAGGGAGGGAGACAGGAGGGGGAGAUGUGUUGAGUGCGGAAGAGUCGGUGUGUCCGUAGAGGGUAAAAACACAGCGACAGAGAAAAGUCUGAAACAAGAGAGACUGUUGCAAGAAGAGAUAAAUAGCUCUCAGACCACUGAUCCAGAUAGAACUGGUCAUGAAGGAGAGGAGGUAAAACCAGAGGUCCACAAUGCCUCAAAGGCAACACAGUGUCCAGGUGUACAAGGUGAAAAGCUGGAUAGACUGCUUAAGAAGGAAGCCCUUCGGUUCACGCCAGAAACAAAUGAGUCCCAAGAAAGAUGGGGAGUCAAUUUAGAUGAAACAAGUGCAUCAGGUCUGCCAGGGCCCAGUAAAUAUUUCAGUGUCCAGAGGAUCCCAAAAUGCCACGAGAACUGGGAAGCUAGCUUUAACCAGAGACCAGACCAAGAUGGACACUCGAGUGAUCCAUCUGAACCUCUUUUCCAAAGCAGGUAUGGCAUGGAAGACUUGGGUGGCUUUGACAAAACUAGCUAUGGAGACACCAGUAUGAUAGAAAUGGGUAAUUUGGAUGGUUUACAAGGGUCACCAUCCCACCUGGGUGAGGAUCUGAGUUACAUGGAGCCUUAUGAGGGGGAUGUGGAAGCACAUGAAGGAGCUGAGCAUCAAAUUUUCCAAACAGGGACCCUACAGAACAGAAGGGGUGCAGUUGGUUCACAUUUAGGCUCCCACUCAAGGACUGACAUUGAUGUAAGUGGAGAGUUAAGCUGUUUAUUGAUCAAUGAAGAAGGAUAUCUACAGGAUCCCAGUGUCUUAUACCCUGAACAUGUGUCUGGUCAAUCAGGCAGCAGAUUGACCUUCCGGGGCCAGGGCAUUUCAACUGACCCAUCUUUAGACACCACAGAAGACAUGUAUGGGCGUUCAGAUACAUACAGUGAUACCUUAAACCUGGGAGAGAGAUUGCAGAAUCAGGCAGGAGGGAGAGGAGGGAGGAGACACCCCUGUAACCAGUGUUCCUUGUCCUUCCUUGAUUCUGCCUCACUAAAAGCGCACAAGCAAACACACAAAGAUACCGGACCAGGACCCCCAUAUUCCUGUACCCAGUGUGGAAAGACCUUCACUCAGGCCUGUAACUUUAAAGUCCACCAGAGGAUUCACUCUGGGCAGGGGCUCCACCUCUGCAGCCAUUGCGGUAAAGGUUUUCCCUCCUUUUCUGACCUAAAGACACACAAAUGUGGCCAAACAGGUGACAAGCCUUACUGCUGCACUGUGUGCGGGAACAAGUUCAGCCGACUCUGGAAUCUGAAGUUGCACCGGAGAAUUCACACACAGGAAAAACCUCACCGGUGCACCAUGUGUGACAAGAGCUUCACGCGGGCGGACAUAUUGAAGGUUCACCAGCGCACACACACUGGGGAAAGACCAUAUUGCUGCGCUGUCUGUGGCCUGAGCUUCAAACGCCUUGAUCAUCUGAAAUCACAUCAACGCAAACACAUGACAGAUCUUUAAAACUAUGGAAGUCUGGGAAAAAAGUGUAUCAGAUAAUUUAGGAUUUGUUUGUAACAUUAGAAUUUUUACAAAUGAAUGUUUGUAUUUAUGAUCCAUGGUCCACCAAGAUCAUGAUGACCCGGAGUCAUUUUUUUCUCCAUUUCCAAAUCUUCUGGUUUUCAUUCAAGAACUUUUUAUCGGUAUGAAAAUUUAAGACACAUUUAUUGAGUUUGAGAAAAUAAGUGUUAUUUGUACCUAUUUAGUGCUAAAUAUUUUGUUACUGUAAAACAGGGCAUCUCAAAGUCCAGACUCCAGUCCAGAUCCAGAGCAGAUGGCAAGUCAGUUGGGAUCCAGUCCACACCUCGUAUUAGGAAUGCAAUAAU
This is a messenger RNA of Monopterus albus (swamp eel), 2506 nucleotides long. RefSeq names its product zinc finger protein 396. Gene Ontology annotation, biological process: regulation of gene expression. The record is from RefSeq and is a predicted model, not a curated record. NCBI's taxonomy places the organism in Eukaryota, Metazoa, Chordata, Actinopteri, Synbranchiformes, Synbranchidae. Bases 483 to 2144 code for a protein of 553 amino acids. Gene Ontology annotation, cellular component: nucleus. The transcript is spliced from 4 exons.